Messenger RNA from Cyphellophora europaea CBS 101466, 585 nucleotides. RefSeq lists its product as uncharacterized. The record is from RefSeq and is a predicted model, not a curated record. NCBI's taxonomy places the organism in Eukaryota, Fungi, Ascomycota, Eurotiomycetes, Chaetothyriales, Cyphellophoraceae. Gene Ontology annotation, cellular component: cytoplasm. Gene Ontology annotation, molecular function: gluconokinase activity. The coding region runs from base 1 to 585 and encodes 194 amino acids. The transcript has 2 exons.
AUGACGACUCAGCCACCGGAAAUCGAGACCAUCUUUGUUGUUGGCGGUCCUGCGGGCUGCGGCAAGACUACCGUUGCAUCGUACCUCGCCGAGCAAUUGGGUGCCCCAUACCUCGAAGGAGAUGAUUUCCACCCCGCAUCCAACAAGGCCAAGAUGGCGAACGGUACCCCUCUAAGCGAUGCCGACCGAUGGGACUGGCUUAUUACACUCCGCAACGAAGCGGUAAAGCAGUUGCAGAAGUCCAAUACCGUCAUUGUCACAUGUUCUGCCCUCAAGCGCAAGUACCGAGAUGUUAUCCGCGUCGCCUCAUACGAGCAUCCCACUGUACAAGUUCAUUUCAUCUAUCUCAGUGUCGACGAAAAGACUCUCCAGCAGAGGGUCAAGGCACGAGUAGGACACUACAUGAAAGAGACUAUGGUUCACAGCCAAAUGGAAACGCUAGAGGAGCCUUCGCCGGAUGAGUUCGACGUCAUCAAGAUUGACGUACGGCAGGAUGCUGAGGCUGUACGCACAAACGCUCUCACCAUGGUGCGGGCAAAGUUGAAGGAGUAUGAGACUCCCAUAACGAACGGGCACAGUGAUUAG